This is a messenger RNA of Theobroma umbraticum, 872 nucleotides long. RefSeq lists its product as uncharacterized. Lineage: Eukaryota; Viridiplantae; Streptophyta; Magnoliopsida; Malvales; Malvaceae. The record is from RefSeq and is a predicted model, not a curated record.
CCCAAUAUUUGUUUAAUGUUUCUUUAAAUAUAUGUUACCUCUGCUCCUUAUACAACAAUCAACAAACUCUCUUUGUCUCAUAUAUUAUUAGCUCUCUCUCUUGCUAAUAGGACCCCAUAGUUCCUAGGCCAUAUCUCUUCCUGGCUCUAAUCUUUUCCAGCUAAAUGGGUAAUUGUUGGGCUCUUCGUAGACCGAGUGAAAGUUCUUGCCUGGGAGCUGUUAACGCCAAGCAUGAGAAAGUUUUGCAGGUGGUGAAGAUUGAUGGGAAGAUACUAGAGUUCAGAGCACCAAUUCUUGUUAGAGAUGUCUUGGUGAAAGUCUCUGGCUCCGGUAUUGGUUUAUCAAAGACGAUUACGCAGCAUCUCCCGCUUGACUAUGAGUUGAAGAUGGGAAAGGUUUACUACAUUCUUCCUUCAGUAGACCCCAUCGGAGCUCCAACUCCUGAAAGAAUUUCAUCCGUGGCUGGUACACAACAAACCGGGGGUGUCAAGAGAAUAAAAGUUGUUAUAACAAAGCAAGAGCUUCAGCAAUUGCUGACAAAGCAAAUAUCGGUAGAGGAGGUUAUUGCAGGGCUUGAGAAAAGGAAUGGUAAUUUUGUUGUAUCUCCUAGAAAUUGGAAGCCAAAGCUCGAAUCUAUCUCGGAAGACAACGAGUAGUUGUUAAUAGAGUAACUAAAGUUUUUCUGUUGUUUCUCUAAGUCUGAACUUCAGCGCAAUAUACAUGCUUCUUGAAAAAACAGAAUGAUGUAAAUGGAAUUGCUGAAAUGAAAAGAAACUGUAGCACAUACAGAGUAUCACUUUCAUUGGCUUUCAGAGCAGCAUGAUUCUUCUGACUCUGAUGUUGUAGAGCAAGAAUGAACAAUGAUUUUCUGA